AUGGAGGACGUGGAGGCGCGCUUUGCCCAUCUCCUGCAGCCCAUCCGCGACCUCACCAAGAACUGGGAGGUGGACGUGGCAGCCCAGCUGGGCGAGUAUCUGGAGGAGCUGGACCAGAUCUGCAUUUCUUUUGAUGAAGGCAAGACCACCAUGAACUUCAUCGAGGCGGCAUUGCUGAUCCAGGGCUCUGCCUGUGUCUACAGUAAGAAGGUGGAGUACCUCUACUCACUGGUCUACCAGGCCCUCGAUUUCAUCUCUGGCAAAAAGAGGGCCAAGCAGCCCUGCUCGGUACAAGAGGAUGGGACCACUGGGGAUGCUGGCUCCAGGCCCCUGCGGGAGCCAGAGGAUGAGUUUGUGUCCCUGGACGAGCUGCCUGAUGACCGGGCCUGUGUGGACCUGAAGAAUGACCAGCCUUCCAGCGAAGUGGUCAUUGUGCCCCUGACGCCUCUGGCCCUGGUGGCCCCGGACGAGGUGGAGAAGAACAGGCACCCCCUGUACAGCUGUCACGGGGAGGUCCUGGCUAGCCGGAAGGAUUUUAGGAUGAACACGUGCACCCCCCACCCCAGUGGAGCCUUCAUGCUGGAACCCAUGGGCAUGUGCCCCCGGGAGACGCUGCAGCAGACCCAGAAGGACACGGGGAGGGCUGAGGAGCAGCCAAUGGAGGUGUCUGUGUGUGGGAAUCCUGCUCCUGUCCCCAGCUUUUCCCCGGAGCCAGGUGAGAGUCCAGAAGGCCCGGUGCCCGGAGGUGAGGAGGAUGAGGAGGUGGAUAAUGCAGAGGUGGCAGCAGAGCUCCCUGAGGCCAUGGUCCCCGAGGUCCCUCCGGAGCCAAGCCCACAACAGAGUGCCGACCCUCCCCAGAGGUACAUGCUACGCCAGCGUGAGGAGGCCCCUGUGCCCCUGUCCCAGCUGAAGAUGGCCCUGGACCCCUGGCAGAGCCUGGACCCCUUUGACUCCCUGGAUUCUAAGCCCUUCAAGAAAGGUAGGCCCUUCUCUGUGCCCCCCUGUGUGGAGGAGGCUCCAGGACAGAAGCGCAAAAGGAAGCGUGCCACCAAGCUGCAGGACUUCCACCAGUGGUACCUGGCCGCUUAUGCUGACCACACUGACAGCAGGAGACCACGGCGGAAGGGCCCAUCCUUUGCAGACAUGGAAGUCCUAUACUGGAGGCACGUGAGGGAGCAGCUGGAGACCCUGCGGAAGCUACAGAGGAGGGAGGUGGCCGAGCAGUGGCUGCCAAGGGCUGAGGAGGAGCUGUGGUCCGAGGAGGAGCAGCUGGAAGACUCCUUGGAGCACCUGGGGCCUGCAGAUGACUUCCUGGAACCUGAAGACUAUUUGGAGCCUGAGGGGACAAGGCCUGGGGAUGCUGAUGACCUAGAGGCCAGGCCGCGGCCCUUGAGCUACGAGGAGCUGGUUCAGAGAAACGUGGAACUCUUCAUAGCCACCUCCCAGAAGUUUGUCAAAGAGACAGAACUAAGCCAGCGCAUCCGAGACUGGGAGGAUACUAUCCAGCCCCUGCUCCAGGAGCAGGAGCAGCACGUGCCCUUUGACAUCCACACUUAUGGGGACCAGGUGGUCUCCCGCUUCAGCCAGCUCAACGAGUGGUGUCCCUUUGCUAAGCUGGUGGCCGGCCAGCCCGCCUUCGAGGUGUGUCGCUCCAUGCUGGCCUCCCUGCAGCUGGCCAACGACUAUACCGUGGAGAUCACACAGCAACCAGGGCUAGAGGCGGCUGUGGACACCAUGUCUCUGAGGCUGCUUACGCACCAGCGAGCCCACAAGCGCUUCCAGACCUACACAGCCCCCUCCAUGGCCCAGCCCUGA
Orycteropus afer afer is the source of this 1815-nucleotide messenger RNA. The record is from RefSeq and is a predicted model, not a curated record. NCBI's taxonomy places the organism in Eukaryota, Metazoa, Chordata, Mammalia, Tubulidentata, Orycteropodidae.